Messenger RNA from Planococcus citri (citrus mealybug), 1862 nucleotides. RefSeq lists its product as uncharacterized. Bases 484 to 1116 code for a protein of 210 amino acids. NCBI's taxonomy places the organism in Eukaryota, Metazoa, Arthropoda, Insecta, Hemiptera, Pseudococcidae. The record is from RefSeq and is a predicted model, not a curated record. The transcript has 6 exons.
UUGUUUUUUUUUCGUCAAUUUUUCUACUUUUCUACUGAUUAAAAGUGAUUAGCGCGAUUACCUGGCUUCGCUUCGCUGGCAAGUUGAAAUUGACAUGCAGUAGGUACGUAGAUACCUUUACGUAGAUGGAUGCAGAACACUGAAUAGCGUGUGCAGAAUUUGAGCCAAAUACCUUCGGUAUAAAAAAGUACCUAUUUCGGAAUCAUUAUCGUCGGUGUGAUUAUAUACUACAUACGUUUGUGAUAAUUUUGUGAAAUAUUGCGAAUGAAAUUAAAACCGAUGAUACGUCUCGAUCUCGUCGAUUCAUCCGCCGUUGGUUAGUAUCGAGUUUCAAUUUUUGUCGCGUUUUCUCGUACGAAAAUGUACGAAAAACACUGCUGAAAAGUUGACGUCGAACGUUCUCCUUACUGUAUCGUUCCCAUAGCAUAGCAUUGUCGUACAAGUGUCAAGUGUGAAAGACUUUAUACACAUCGUGAUCGAGUCAUGGAGUUGUUAAAUUCUAUAAUCGGUGUUCCGUAUAUGUUUCAUUGUUUGACGGUAAGUGGCGUUCUUCUGGGAGCUAUAUUGUUGUUCGUAUUCGGAUUCAGAUCUGCCGAAGAACCGUCGUUCAACAAAAUUAAGGCCGAUUCGAAGUUGAACGCGAAAAAGAAGAAAGGAAAAGACAAGAAAAGCGCUUCCAGUUCGGGUUCGCCCAAAGCGAACGUCGUCGUUAAAGCGAAAACCACGAAAAGCGACGAUAAAGCGAGAAAAAGCGGAGCUUUGAAAGAUUCCAAAAAUGUCAACAUCGACUCCAGACAAGUCAACGACCAAUCAUUCGCCACCAAGGAAAGGAAGAAGAAAGGCAAAGAAAACGUCGACGUUAAAGUCGACUCGAACGACGAAGAAGCUGGAUGGGAACGAGCGUUAUCGCGUAAAGAUAGAAAAAAUAAAAAAUCGCCAGAGUUCAACGAGGUGUCGAAGCGUAAUCCAAAAGACUCCAAGAAAGAACAUGAGAAUAUGAAGACCAAGACGGCUCAAAAAGAAAAAAAACAGAAAAACAACGAUGGCGAUGAUUUGGGUGCGUGGCAAGAAGCGAAAACGGGUAAAAAACGAAGAAAAGUCCAAAAAGAAGCGUGACAUUCGUUUUUGCUAGCGGUCGCAGAGACGAGCUCGACACGCGAGUACAACAAAUACCGAUGGCGUUGGCAGUCGCAUUAUUACGAAGACCAAUGUACGACUGCCUCGGCGAUGCUAAUGCUGACGCUGAUGCCGAUUUUAUGUAUACUUGGACUUACGUGCGAGCCUGUUGUUACUUUAAUCAUCAUCGCUGUUCUUGGGGUGGAAUUUUACGUUGUGUGCGGCGAAGAAGCUCGUCGUUGUUUUGGUUCUUUUACUUUUAAGUUGUACAAUUGCAGGUAACGUACAACGUACCUGAUACCUACUACGAGUUAUCACAAUAUAGUACGUGAUACGUUUUCGACCAAGUUUACGUGUAUAUGUGUUUGAGUGUGUGAGUGUGCGUGCGUACAGUCGUUACGAUUUCUGUGAUUGUAGGUAGGUAAGGUAUGUAUCUUGUAAAAAUGUGUGUAAAAUGUGCGUAUAUAUUACCUAUUAUAUUUUGUAUUAUGUAUUAUGUGUGUAUCGUGUACUACUAUGUACUAUUUAUGUACGGUAUUACCUAAUAAUACAGACAGCUACCUUAUGACUAGUACGUACUGCGUACUACGUUUCCUAGGGUACUUCAUUUUAAAUAUGUAGCUUAUGCCGAGUGCAAUAGCAAAUAUUUUGUUUUUGUUCGUACGAUGUAGUUCGUGUAAAUACAUAAUUAAUUAUGAUGAUAUUCUACCAAACAAACCCGUAUUAAUUAAAGCUAUUUUGUUGUA